Molecule: messenger RNA, 4593 nt
Organism: Synchiropus splendidus (mandarinfish)
Lineage: Eukaryota; Metazoa; Chordata; Actinopteri; Syngnathiformes; Callionymidae
Gene: kics2
Product: KICSTOR subunit 2
Exons: 3
Coding region: 171-1511 (446 amino acids)
Biological process (GO): negative regulation of TORC1 signaling; protein localization to lysosome; cellular response to amino acid starvation
Cellular component (GO): KICSTOR complex
Source: RefSeq, a predicted model, not a curated record
UGUGUUUACAUCCGGUGACGUCGAAGAUGGCCAUGCAGUUGUGAUCGACGUUCACUUUUUAAAAAAUUGAACUUAAAUUUUAACGCUCAAAUAAGUCGUUUAUAUCGCAAUGCGUGUCAAACUGUUAUACUGUUAACUGUCACUCGGUUAGCAGCUAGCGGACGUGAGCCAUGGCGGAGGUGGAGGAGCUGCGGCCUGUCCCCAAGGAAAGAGCCAUUCUCGAGAGCUUCUUCACCCAACUCGGUAUGUUUUCGUUUGACCGAGCCAAAGACUACGUGGAGAAGGAGAAGGACAACAGCAAGAGCAGCGGGGCUAUCUGGACGGGACUGCUGGCCGCGCUGGCUCACUUGGCCGCCGCCGAGAAGGCGUACCACAACAUGACGUUCUUGGGACAGAAACUGGGAGGUCAGUCCUUCUUCAGCCGCAAGGACUCCAUAAGAACCAUCUACACGUCCCUCUUCAAUGAGCUGAAGAAGGUAGCCAGUGCGGGGCGCCACAGCCAGCCGGGAUCCGCUUUGUACCUUGAGGACCUGCUGUCGCACCUGUCGGAGCAGCUGUGCCACUUCACACAGGCUCGCAUGGAGAUGGCUGACUUCUAUGAGAAGAUGCACACGCUGGGAGGCCAAAAGAGCAUCAACUCUGAGGAGCUGGUCACCACGCUGGAGGCUGUCCUGCACAAGUACAGUUCAAAGUUCCACCACCCCAUCCUGGGCCGUCUGGAGGAGAGCUUCCAGACCGAGGUGGACGUGGUCUCUCAGCUCCUGCGCUGCCAGGCCCAGAUCUCGGAGUGGCACUUCCUGCCGGCGCUUCUCAGUUUGCACGGGGCCAAUUCCAAAAUCACUGCCUGGGGUCAACUGUUCCAGAAGCAGAAGGAGACGCGGAAGAACCUGUUUGGCGGUCAGUCUCAGAAGUCGGUGCAGCCGCCGCACCUGUACGCUUGGCUGCAGCGCUUCCAGGCGGCGCUUCUGGCCAAGUUCAGCUUCUACUUCCACGAAGCGCUGAGUCGACAGACAGCUGCGGCGGACAUGAGAGCGCUGACGGCUCGCACCACGCCGGACUACCACGGUAAAAUCUGCACCUUCAUCCGCAAACACGACGCCAACAACGUGUCGCUGGUGUUCGAUAACCGUGGGUCCGAGAGCUUCCAGGGUCACGGCUACCACCACCCGCAUUCGUACCGGGAGGCGCCGAAGGGCGUGGAGCAGUUUCCCGCGGUGGUGUCGCUGCCCACGGGCGAGCGCCCGCUCACCCACUGGCCUAACGUCAUCAUGAUGAUGGGAGACCGCGCCAGCGAACUCAACAGUCUGGACAAAGUGGUCCACUUUUACGACGACAAAGUCCAGAGCACAUACUACCUGACCCGGCCCGAGCCGCACUUCACUCUGGUGGUCAUCUUUGACGGUAAAAAGUCGGAGAAGGACGUGUACAUCACUGCUUUCCUGCAGGAGAUCUCUACUUCGCUGCGGAACUCCAAACCCUUCAGCACCCUCAAACCCGGGUCAAAGGGAUGAGCGACCAUCCUGCCCAGAUACUUCAGACCAAAGAUGCGGACCAGCUUAUUUUGCUUUUUAAAAAGAAACACUGAAAGUUUGUUUCAGGUUUUUAAUUUAAUAAGAAUUUUAAUAUUUGGCAUUUGAUUUAGGUUUUACUGUUUAAAAUGGGACUGAAUAAAGAUAUGCUGUUAUUUUUAAACUGAUAUUUAUUUUUUUUAUAGUCACACAUUUCUUUUGGGAAGAAAACACGGCGCCUCCAACUGUUCACUUGAGUUCUAAUUUAUUCAGGUUUAUUUAUAAUAUAAAUACAACACAUUGAUACAGUUCAUUUGGCUAAUAUGAGCUCAUCAUUGGGAAUCUCCCGUUUUCAAAUACAGCAACACUAACGGACAAAACCAGUUCCUUUAUCGUCAAACACAUUCGAGAAACUUCCCGUCGGGUUUUAAAAAUGCACCAACAUGUGAUGAUGCUACAUGCCAAGUACACAAUCCUAUACAACAAAGUGCAAUGUCACAAUGGGUUAAUGCUAGAAUUCAUAAUUUAGGGAUCUACUAAACACUGUAUGAUUAUUUCAUUCGGAGUGCUGCUGCUGCUGCUCUUCGUUCAGGGACAUGCACGAGUGGAUUCACAACUCCCCCCCCCAAAAAGAUAAAAAAAGGCACUUUCACAGUGACACACACGCAUCUCAGUUUCAUCACUACACACACACGCACACACACACACACAGCCAGUUUGAAAGGCGGUCACAUUCAGUGUGCUGUUCAAGUGUUGUUUUUUUUGGGCGUUUAAACUCGGAGCCCCACCCUGUUAGCUUCCUGUGGUGUUUAAGGUGAACUAGUGAUUGUAGUGUAACAAGCAAGGUUGACCUUUAUCAACACACACACACACACACACACUCACACACAGCAGCAUGCUUUUACGACAGUCCCAACUGGUGUGUUCUGGCACUCAAAACGGACAUAAAUAUUCUAUCAUCUAUUCUUCUGCACGUACACGGGAGGAGAACAGGCAAGCGGGAGACACACAACUUCGACUGGAUUUCAUUUGUGUUGGAAGUUUUGAGGCAGGUCCCUCAUUUGGCAGGGCAGCACAUGACCAAGGCUGGAGGGAAGCUCGCCACAGAGUGUCUUGUGUGUGGAGUUUAUAUCUUCUUCCACAUGUUUUGUCACGCUGUCUCCCAAAAACACACUGAGGUUUAUUGGUAUAUUGCCCUCUGUCUGUGUCAACGGGGCCCUCCUCAGGUCCGAGAGAACAAAUUAUUCAGUAUUGCCAUUCAUUACUAGCUCAACCCUACAUUUUACGUGUUGGAAUUACUUCAUUUGUGACCUCUAUUCAUUUCUAAUUACUUCUGGUCCCACAAAAUAAAUUGAAAGAAUAAAAAAAGUUUCAUUUGUUCAUGUAUUCAUAUUGUAUUUAUGUUUUGUCAGAUUAGCGCUUACUUCAACAAAUAGAUUUCAGUUGAUUUAAUAAUAUACUUAAACAAUGAGUAAAUCCACAUGACAGAUGAAUCGUUCUUAAACGUUGGUCAUCUGGGGACAUUUUUCAUGGCACCUUGUCCAUGUGCCCGGCAUAACACAGUGUGAUGUCAUAACUAAAACAUCCAUGAUGAAAACUAGAAGAGGAAAAAAGUGUGUGUGCACUUUGUCCAAAAACUUGGCUCAUCAUUGGAGCACUGCCACCCUCAUGUUUUAGCUUGCGUGUACAGAAUCAAGCUGAAUUUGAUCAGUCUGCAGUCAAAUAUUACAUUGUGAUUAAUUGAUAUUGAUCAAUGAUAAAAAUUUAAAUGAUGAAAAUCAUUUUUUUAAAUGCAUUUUGUCCUUGUUACUAAGGCAUUUAUUCUUUGUUUUAGUAAAGCUUCUUUCUUCUUUUGUUUUUGAAAUGUAUUUAUUUAUUUUUUUUUCUCUCCCUUUUUUUGUGGUUUGAUGGCACCACACUAGUCCCAGAACGGACGCGUCUUGGGAAAAUGGAACACGCUUCAACAGCAUCCUUGAAAUGAAGCCUUGGAAGUGUGCAACCCUGGAACCCUUCAACCCUUCCUCUCCCUUGCUGGAGAAAAAGUCCCCCAAAUGACUUCUGAACACAAAUGGAACACAUCACAAAGCCCAGUCCAGAUGGCAGGGGUACUCAUCAAAAACUGAAUAUAGGGUUUAGAUCAGAUAUUUUCGUGAGUUUUGUUGGCGUGUCGGGAUGAACUGCGUUUCAUGAAUUAGUUGCAUGUUUAAAAUAUGUAUUCAGAUCAAACAGAUAUGCACUUCAACACACCACCUCCUUGGUUUUCUAGCUCAGUCCUCACCCACUCCGUGUUCAUGUGGAGCAGCUGAGACUCCAGGAGAAGAUCUUCCAGUUUUUAUGAGUGCCUAUGUACAUACAACUGGGCGAAAAGCGUACCCCCGAAGUUCUGUCUAAGGUCCUCAACCACCAGUCCCUGUCUGUGGCUCUGACUUGGGGGGUGUCCUCUCCCUUUAAAGGCUCUUAAAAAGUCUUGCGAGCGGCAGGCGAGGCUCGCUGAACAUUCAAUAGAUGGCUAAACAGUCGUUGACUACUGAAACAUUCAUUUGAUAUCUGGACUUUUUUUUCUUUUUCUUCAACACUGACUACCUCAAGAGGCGAUACAUGGUUUGAGGUGUAAGUGAGCUCAGCAGCGCAAACAAUGUUUUAAUAAAAAAAACACAUGUACCCCUCACUCUGCCCUGUCGCCCUCAGCAGCGCCGUCAGGAUUUUUAGGAGAUUAAAAAAAAAAAAAAAACACCUUGAGCAACAUUCACAUCUUAUUUUUUAGCUGAACUAUUCUCCCGCACUCACUGGCCGUUGUUUUAGCUAAACCUCUGAUAAAUGCUCAAUACAUGGAGAAAGUAAACUCCUACACACCAAGAGAGAGAGAACACCAACCUGACGACACGUAAAUAUCAUGGCAUAUCAUAUCAUAGGUCAUAUAUUAGAUUUUAUUUCUACAUUGAAACCCUUCUCCUACCAUUCCUACCCUCAUGUUGAUAUUAAACAUCAGUACCCUGAUCUCCUCUUCUGGCCCAGUUUUGGCCCGGGUUUGGCCUGAUUUUGCCUUUUCACUCGGCCUCAUUUGGCUCACAUGGUGCAGGAUUUG